Messenger RNA from Arachis stenosperma, 1785 nucleotides. RefSeq names its product protein FAR1-RELATED SEQUENCE 5-like. Gene Ontology annotation, molecular function: zinc ion binding. NCBI's taxonomy places the organism in Eukaryota, Viridiplantae, Streptophyta, Magnoliopsida, Fabales, Fabaceae. The record is from RefSeq and is a predicted model, not a curated record. The coding region runs from base 1 to 1785 and encodes 594 amino acids. Gene Ontology annotation, biological process: regulation of DNA-templated transcription. The transcript has 4 exons.
AUGCAGAGAUUUGUGUGUUUUCGGCAAGGAUAUCGAUUAGAGAAGUGGUACACUUUGCCAAAUAGAAAAAGGGAACCAAAGAUCGAGACAAGAACUGGGUGCGAAGCUCAAUUCCUAGUCAAGUUUGUAGGGGUAACUGGAAGAUGGCAUGUGACCCGAUUUUCAAAUGUUCAUAAUCACGAACUAUUGGAAGGCCGGUUGAGCAGGUUAUUGCCAGCUCAUAGGAGUAUGUCCAAAGCCGAAAUUGCACUCAUGAACAACAUGCGCAAGUCGGGGAUUAGCACAUCCCAGAUUUAUGCUUUGCUAGCAAGUCAAAGUGGUGGUUUUGACAAGUUGAACUAUGGCCCCAGAGACAUGUACAAUCAAAUAGCUAAGGCGAGGCGUGAGAUUUCAGAGGAUGUGGGUAGAGCAUUAAAUUAUUUGGAGGGGAUGGCUGCAAACGAUAAAUCUUUAUACUACGAAGAGCUUCGGGUGACGGAUGGAAGGUUACUAAAUCUCUUUUGGUGUGAUGGUUUAUGUAGAGAGGACUAUGAAUUGUUUGGAGAUGUUGUUGCAUUUGAUGCUACAUACAACAAGAAUAAAUAUAGGUGUCCUUUUGUUGUGUUCAUAGGUGUCAACCAUCACAACCAAACUAUUGUCUUUGCUGCAUGCAUUUUUUUGGAGGCAAUAAAUGGUAGAGCCCCAUCCUCUGUGAUAACUGAUGGGGCAAGGGCAAUGAAAAAUGUGAUUGAGGAAGUAUUCCCUGUGUUCCGUAACAAGUGGCAAAUAUUGGUAGAGGAAUUUGGGGUUGAGGAAAAAGAAUGGCUAAAUGAAAUUUAUGAGAAACGUCGAUCAUGGGCAACAUGUUACAUCCGAGGGAAGUUCUUUGCUGGAUUUAGGACUACAUCACGCUGCGAGGGUUUGCAUUCAUUGAUUGGGAAGUACACUAAGCCUCAUUAUGACUUAUCCGAGUUUAUUGAGCACUUCCAACGAAUGUUGGGCCAUAUGCGGUUUAGGGAAUUUUAUGCUGAAUAUGAAUCUGCUUGUGGAGUUCCAGUUAUACAAACUUGUAUUGAACCCCUUGAGAUGUGUGCUGCUGAUACUUACACAAGGGAGGUAUUCUUUUUAUUCAGGUCUAUUCUUGUUCCGUUGGGUGCAAUGAGAGUCGUGGAUUACCAAACAAGAGACAAUAGUGGAAUUUAUUAUGUUUGUAGGUAUGCCAAACCACCAACAAAGGUGUGGGAGGUUGAGUGGGUGGAUAAUGGUAACGCAAUUACUUGUUCAUGCAUGCGUAUGGAAUCAUUCGGUAUUCUCUGUGAACACAUUAUCUCUGUAUUGGUCCGUAGGGAUGUGCGCAAAAUCCCUAAAUGUCUAGUGUUGCAAAGAUGGACUAAGAAAGCAAAAGAAUCUAUGUCUGAGUCAAGUAGUUUUACAAGCGAAUUACAAGCCAACAGUCGACUUUGUAUCCUUAAUGAGUGUGCUAAGAUGAUGUCAGAGGUUGCAUGUGCUACUACAGAGAGGUUCUAUGAAGCAAGGGAUCUUAUGCUUGAUCUUUAUAGCUCAUACAAAGCACUAGAUGAAGGGAACACGCCUUCGAAACCUAGACUGAGAGGUGGUACCAAUCCUAAAAGGCAUAGUGGUCGGAAAAAGCCCCAACGUUGCAGUAAUUGCAAGAAACCUGGUCAUAAUAAAACUUCUUGCUCAAAACGCAAUGAAAAUGCUUUCAGUACACAAGGUAGCUCUACCCGUCAAACUGAUGCAAUUUAUGAUGGUGAAUGCAUGGAUAAUGUGGAAUACGAAACUUAA